Symbiodinium sp. CCMP2456 is the source of this 1626-nucleotide messenger RNA. NCBI's taxonomy places the organism in Eukaryota, Dinophyceae, Suessiales, Symbiodiniaceae. The record is from the annotation of a GenBank genome assembly.
AUGGAUGCGGGCCACGAUAUCUCCGCCCCAAUGUGGGUGGUGAGAGCCAUGGACAUCAUCCGCAUGUCGGGCACCCCGAAGCAUCACCAAGAGCUGAAGCAGAUGGGACUUCUGGUACGCCAUGAGCGUCACCACUUCACAAUUUUCGUGUCUCAUCAAUGGUUAGGAGGAGACCACCCCGACCCCCAUGGACUUCAAGUGGACGUUCUGCGUCAGGCCCUGAAGAACAUCAUUGAGGGCAACGUCCAGGCAGAGCUUGACGUAUUCACGCAGUUCUCGGGCAAGAACCGCAAGAUUUCCGCGAAAGAGCGAGUCCAAAUCAGGGACUCGUUGAUCUGGUUUGACUGGUUCUCCGUGCCGCAGAUGGUAUGCGCACAUCGGAACGAUCCGACAAUCCGGGCUGAACAGCUAAGUUCCAUCAGAUCCAUCCCGAGUUUCAUCCAGGCUUCUGACAUGUUCAUUGCUCUCGUGCCUCCUCUCCUGAGUCGUUCCACACGCAGCAUGGUUGGCUUUUCUAGCUGGUUGGUGCGCGGCUGGUGCAGGACGGAAAUGUGGUGCAAGCUCCUGGGCUCAGACACAGUCGAUGUGCCGAUCUUGAUCGUCUCGGCCGCAGACAAGCUGGAGUUCGUGGGUCCUUACAGCUGGGUGCAAGCAUUGGCGCAAAAUGAAGGCGACUUCGCUAUGGAAGGUGAUCGCCAUCUAUGUCGUAGCGUGGUUCAAGGCGCUUUGGAUUUGAAGCUCGCCCGACUGGCGCAGGACAAGAAGCAAAGAUCCUGGUUUAGGUACCUUGCAGCCAGGUAUGCGGACUUCAUCUGUGCGCCUGCUCCUUCACGCAACGCGGAGGACUUCGUGUCCCAUUUUCGUUUCUCCUCAAUGGAAGCUUGCGUGUCGACAAGAUCGGGAAUGGGUGCCGUGGCGUGUGCGGCACUGUCGGGAGAUAUAGCUAUGCUGCGCCGGCUGGUGAACAUGAAGGCGUCGCUGGAAGCGACGAAGAUCCCGGCCCUCUGGGAAGCGGCUCUACCACUGAACGCCAGCCCUCUGAUCAUGACCCUUACCCGUGGGAAUCGAGGAGAGGCUGCCGCAGAGGAGCUGUUGAAGCUCCGUGCAGAUGCAAACGCCGUGGAGGGCAACGGCGGAGCACCUGUUGCGUAUUGCACCACACCGAACUCGGUGGAUUUGCUCGUGGCGUACGGUGCAGACGUCAAUCUCCGCCUGGCUCCGACGAUGAUUUCGCCGCUUUGCGGUAUGUGUGCUCGGGGUGCCCCGCCGGCAACGGUGGCCGCGCUGCUGAAGCAUCGCGCAGAGGUGAACUUGAACGAAGGGGGUCUGGGGCAGAGCGCUCUGCAGUUCAUGAGCAUCUUUGCGAAUGGCAAUCUCCAUAGCGUCCAAGUCGCCCAGACGCUUCUUGAGGCCGCUGCAGAGGUCAACAAGCCGGCAAACAUAGGCCCAGUGUUUCGCAUUGUGGAGAUGGCCUCCAGGGGCGUGAAGCUUUGCACCAAGGAGCCACCACUUCUCGUGUCCUGGUUCGCAGAGAUGUCGACCACACCCUUGGGCGCGGCCUCCUUCUUCGGAUGUCCAGAGACACUCAGCUUUAAGGGUUUAGGGCAGUUUACGGCUUGGUGUUGA